AUGCGGCCCGGAGGCUGGGCGGGCAGGAAGCGGCGGUCCCGGAAGCUGUUUCUGGAGGUCAGUGGGCUGCUGAGGUCGACCUUGAGGCGCGGGGAGGACCCCGAAAUCCAGGAGCCGGCCCUGUCCCCUGCCACCCUCCCGGGCCUCCUGAGCCCUGCCCUGCCUGCCCUUCGUGACGAGGGCUCCCUGUGCCAGCCUCCUCCUGCAACUCAGGGAGAUAAAACGCCCAGUGGUGUGCAGAUGGCCAGGCCCGAGAAGUCUGUGCUAGUCCAUCCUUGGAGAGAAGGGGUUCAGGCAGCCGCUGCCAGACCCAUCCUCUUGCCCAACCUGAAGGGCGGCGGCCUCAACCACCCCCUGGACCAGGGGCUCCUGCACCCCACGCAGCGCCUUUGCAGCCCCUCCUCUGCUCUAGCUCCCAAGUCGUCGAAGAAGCCCAAGAUGCAGGCCGACGGAGACAUGUUCCCCAGUGACUGGAGCCCGCCAGCCAUGGAGUUCCUGAAGCGGAGGGCCCUGCUGGCUGACAGUGGGGCCCCAGCCCAGAGGCAGGCAGGCACGGCGGGGCCUCGGGGCCUGAGAAGACUGGCCCACCAGCUGCCCGAAGAGUCAGAGCAGGAGCCCCAGGACCCAGACCCCGUGGGGGGUCUGGCCUCACUGGAGGAUCCGUUCUGGAGCACGGCAGGCACCAGCCCAAAGGCUGCAGCGCCAUGGCUUGCCUCUGGGGGCUCCGAGUGCUACUUCAACAGCUUGGAUUACUUACUGCAGGAGAAGAGGGAACAGGCCCUGGAGCAAGAGCGAGAGAGGCUGCUUCUGCAGGACUGUCUUGACCUCAACUCCUUGGAUCCUGAUGAAGAUGAAGUGCCGCUCACACCACAGCACAGGAAGCUGGUGGAGAGGUUCUCCGUGUCACUGCGGGUCAUCCCAGCAGUACAUCCAGGCGAGACUAUGUUUCUACCCCGGCAUCACCUUCUGCCCUGCAUCCUGGACUGUUCACACCUGAAGCCACGGAGCUGCCUGGAAGAGCUGUUCCUCAGCUCCCCGCCGGCCCAGCAGCUCUCCUUCCUGCGCAGCGGCCUCCUGAGCAGCCUCUACCUGGCCUCUGGCCACUGCCCCGUGCCCCUGCUCCGGUGGCUGUUCCAGCUGCUGACAUGGCCUCCAGAAACUUCUUUGGGAGCCUUUGGUCUCCUGUGGGACCUCAGCAUGGAUGGGCUCUUCCGUCAGUCUGAUGCGGACAUGAGCUUGUGGUGCCCCUCGCUGCAAGAGGUCACGGCCGCGUUCCACAGCCUGGGUACCCACAGCCCUGCUUUGCAGCCCCCGGGGCCCCUCCAGCACGAUGGGAGGUGACUUAAAAGUGAGGCUAGCCUGAGCCAGAGUGAGCAGCAGGACACCCCCCAGGAGACGGCCUUGGACAGCAGCCUGAGCUACAUCUGUAAGUUCCUGACGCUGUGCGUGCAGGCCCAGCCAGGGGCCUACGCCGAUGGGAGCCUCUUGGGCCUGAUUGAGCUGCUGUGCCGAGCCGGCUUGGACGUGGGGCUUCGCCUGAUGCCCAAGACCGACCUCCAGCAGCUCCUGCUUCUGCUGCUGGACAGCAUCCAGGAGUGGCCGGGGAAGCUCCGGCAGCUGUGCUGUGCCCUGAGCCGGGCAUCUGAUCACCACCACAACCUGCUGGCGCUUGUGCAGCUCUUCCUGGACGUGACGCCCCGGAGCAGGCAGCUUCGACGCCAGCUCAGCCUCGUGAUCAUUGCCCGGCUGCUGGGCCAGCAAGAGACGCUCCCUCUCUGGCAAGAGAAGGCCCAGCUGUCCUCGCUCAGCCGUCUCCUGAGCCUCAUGAGGCCAUCAAACCUGGAGCAGUACCUGGGCCCUGAGACCAUGCCGCCCGGCCAGGAGCAGCAGCCAAAGGCCAGUGCCCAGCUGGACCACAAGGUCUGCUACCUGUGCUACAGCCUCCUGACGCUGGCUGGGCUGGUGGUCAGCUGCCAGGACAUUACUCCAGACCAAUGGGGAGAGCUGCAGCUGCUGUGCAUGCAGUUGGACCGCCACAUCAGCACCCACAUCCGGGAGAACCCCCAGGCCAUGCACCGGACCAAACUCAAGGACCUGGCUGCCCAGACCUACAUCCGCUGGCAGGAGCUGCUGGCCCACUGCCAGCCCCAGACCCAGUACUUCAGGCCCUGGGAAGAUAUCUAAUGGAGCAGGGCAGGGGUGGCCCAGCGCUCCUGGCUCUGG
Molecule: messenger RNA, 2223 nt
Organism: Mesoplodon densirostris (Blainville's beaked whale)
Lineage: Eukaryota; Metazoa; Chordata; Mammalia; Artiodactyla; Ziphiidae
Gene: FAM178B
Product: family with sequence similarity 178 member B
Exons: 18
Source: RefSeq, a predicted model, not a curated record